Siniperca chuatsi (mandarin fish) is the source of this 2842-nucleotide messenger RNA. RefSeq names its product tryptase-like. NCBI's taxonomy places the organism in Eukaryota, Metazoa, Chordata, Actinopteri, Centrarchiformes, Sinipercidae. Bases 197 to 1132 code for a protein of 311 amino acids. The record is from RefSeq and is a predicted model, not a curated record. The transcript is spliced from 6 exons. Gene Ontology annotation, biological process: proteolysis. Gene Ontology annotation, molecular function: serine-type endopeptidase activity.
GAUUUGCAUAGUGAGCAGCCAUCAUCAAAGCAGAUAUAUUUAGUCGUGUUUGUAAAGAAGGGCGUGUGUGGUAUGUAAGGUGUUGGCUAACAGCACAAUGCACCUGUCAGGAGGGCAGGGGUUUCGUGCAGACACCUUCCUGGUCCGGGCUGUUCAACUCCUCCACUGAUUACCAGACAGUCUGAAGAAUCACACCAUGGACGUCAAGCUCCUUCUUCACUGUGCCGUGCUCGUGGCCUUCACGGUUACAGGAAGCAACGCACAAUUAGAUGUUUGUGGCAUUGCGCCGCUCAACACCAGGAUCGUAGGGGGUGAGAGUGCUCCUGCCGGGACGUGGCCCUGGCAGGCCAGUCUGCACGACAACAACGGACAUUUCUGUGGAGGCUCCCUGAUCAACAACCAGUGGGUCCUGACUGCUGCUCACUGUUUCCCCAGCACCAGCACAUCCGGACUCACCGUUUACCUCGGACGUGACACCCAGCAGUUCCUGAACCCUAACGAGGUGUCUCGGACUCUGUCCCAGAUCAUCAUACAUCCGGACUAUGAUAAAGCCUCGAGCAACAACGACAUAGCCCUGUUGAAGCUGUCCUCACCUGUUGUCUUCACCGACUACAUCAGACCCGUGUGUCUGUCGGCGGGCGGCAGCGUCUACAAUGCCGGGACGACCUGCUGGGUCACCGGAUGGGGAAACAUUCAAAGUGGCGUUCAACUUCCUUUCCCACAGAGGCUGCAGGAGGUGAGUGUUCCCAUCGUGUCCAACAGUGACUGUAACGCUGCCUACAAAGGUGGAAUCACAAGCAACAUGCUGUGUGCCGGUCUGACCGAGGGAGGGAAGGACUCCUGCCAGGGGGAUUCAGGUGGCCCGUUGGUGAGUAAAACCGGGUCUCAGUGGGUCCAGGGUGGAGUGGUGAGUUUUGGAGAAGGCUGUGCUCAGCCCAACUUCCCAGGAGUCUACACCCGAGUGUCCCAGUAUCAGUCCUGGAUCAAUGACCAGAUCAGCAGCGACCAGCCGGGCUUCGUCACCUUCGUGGGCGACGGUUCAACCUCUGGAACCGCUCACCUGGUUUCCCUCUCCGUUCCUCUGCUGCUGUCCCUCUUACCUGUCCUCUUCUCUCUCUAUGUGUUUUCAUAGGAAGUUUAAUGAUGCUUAACUGAUUAAUGCAUCAGCACAGAGUCAAACAUCUCUGUCUCAGGGUUCUCAUAUUUAACCUUUUUUUUUUAAAGAUGCUUUUACUUAAAACAAGCAGUAAAAUCUGCCCAUGGAGUCGAAUGUUUCCAGAUGUUUUCAGGUCAGUUUCUUGUGUCGAAGGAGUUUUACAGAAGAGAAGAGAGAGAUCAGAGAAAGCACUUGAUUUAAAAAAGUAAUGAUUUUCACUAUCGAUUAAUCUGCUGAUUUAUUUUCUCCAAUAAUCGAUUAAUCGUUUUGUCUUUAAAACGGCAGAAAAUAGAGAAAUCUGUUCAUCAGAACUUCCCGCAGUCCGAGAGAUUUAUUCAGAAAGGUUUGCAGCAACAGUCUAAAACCCAAAGCUGUUCAGUUCACCGUCAUAUAAAUCCUCCCAUCAGAGAAGCUGCAGCCACAGAAUAGUCUGCAGUUUGGCUUGUCAAAUAAAACCAGUUAUCAAUAUAGUUAUCGAUUGAUUUUCUACCUUUUCUACUAAUCUGUGAGCAGUCGUUGCAGUUCCAUUAACUGAGCUGGAAACAGGUGAAAUCAGAUCAUUAUCAGAUAAUAAACCCAUUUAUAAAUAAAUCUAUUAAAAACAAUUAAUCAAUACUGGCCUUAAAUAAUGAUUUAAACUAAAAAAAAUACAAUUAAAAGAUCAUUAAAUUUAAUGACUAUUUCCUUAUUCUGUAUUUAAAUGAUUUAAAAUACAAUAGUACAUUUAUUUUAAAAAGGCUUUUAAAUUCAUUUGUUUCCUUUCUUUAACAUUUAGUUAAUUUUGUGAUCGUUGAGAUUUAAAGACACCUUAAAAUUAAUAAGUGGAUUAAUUAAACAAAUGAAUUGUAAGGUGGGAUAUGUUCGGCUGACACAUCAGCAAAUGUAAUAACAAAAAGUUAAAAUUAAAAGCUUAUUAUUAGUAUAAUUAAUAUACUGAUUAUUAGCCUAGUUCAGCAUUUAAAGACAGAAUAAGGAAAUAGAUUUAUUAACUGAUUAAAUUAUUUUAUCUUAUCUGAGUUUCACAAUGCAUCAUUUCAACAAAGCCUUUUUAUUAACAGUUCUAAUUAAACACUAGAAGUUUAUAAUUAUUUCAGUGGUGACUCCAGACUCCCACCAAAGUCCAUUAAAGCCAAUAAACUGAACAGAUUUUGCCUGAAACUGAUCAAAUAUACGAACAAUAAAUGAAGAGAUGUUCAAACUUUCUGCUGUUUUGUACCUGAAAAACUCUGAUUCAUUUCUGUACGUUUUGAAUUUUCUUCUUUCAUGAGCUCAGAUAUUAAACAUUCGGACUGACGGGGAAUUUUAGAAGUUUAAAAACUCGAAAGCAGGAGCGAUGGUGAAGACAUGUUUCUAUGGACCUUUAUUACCUCUUUAAUCUGUCAUUAAUGAAUGAAUUACUGUAACUAUUAAUGCUGCACCUGCAACUGUGAUUUACUUUAUAAGAAGCGGAUACAUGAAGUACAAAUUAUAUUUACAAUUAUAAACGUUUUCAUAAUUUUAUAUUUACAUUAAUGGAGUUUCAGUGCGGUUCAAUAGGAUUCAUUGCAGGGAUGUGUAACUGGAUUACACUGUACCUGUUUUUACUGUUUGUUUGGUGGCCUUUUGAAAAACAUUUUAACAACACAAAUGCAGUUUGUAUAUCCGUCUUUUUCACUGUAUUAUCUUAAAUAAAUUCUUUUUUCUUAA